Messenger RNA from Neoarthrinium moseri, 3009 nucleotides. RefSeq lists its product as uncharacterized. Bases 1 to 3009 code for a protein of 1002 amino acids. Lineage: Eukaryota; Fungi; Ascomycota; Sordariomycetes; Amphisphaeriales; Apiosporaceae. The transcript is spliced from 2 exons. The record is from RefSeq and is a predicted model, not a curated record.
AUGCUACCACAGAGGCACGCCAGUGUGCGCUACAAGAGCCGGCCGGGAACGCUCAUACCGUUCAGAGACGACUCUAGCCUGGUCGGCCUGCGAUACGACCAGACGACCCAAGCAGAGCCGCCCAUUCCCAUCCCUCCACGGUCGCCAUUGCGCGCCCUGAGCCGCCACGCAUCGACGCGGCCUGUCUCGUAUAUUUCUUCUUCCACCACCGCCCCGGUAGUGAUCGCCCCUCCUCGUCCUGCUCCACCUGCAGAGCAGCACCCUGCAUUGCGGACAGUGCUGCAAUCAACGGCACCACGCACCAAACCGGACGACCCUAAACGCGACUCUGGCCUCGCACCAACUGCAUCCUCGAGGUCGGGCACCUUCUACGAGGAGAGCGAGGACGAGGAUCCCUUUCAGUACGAAAAAUUCCCCAUCACCAGAAGAUUGGUGAUCCCAGAGUUUGUCGUCCCGCCGUUGAGGAUCCGACCGUCGUCUCCAACUUCGAUAUACUCGGAGAACGGACAGGGGGGCAGUCUGGGCGGCACCAACGACAACAGCAGCCAAUCCAGCAUUCCUCUGCCCUCGCCCGGCCUGUCGGAAGUCAACACCGUGUCGCCAACAUCUCCAACUACCCCACCUCCCUCCUUUCCUGACAAGCUCCCCGAGAAGACAUUCUCGUCAUCAAUCUUUUCACGCCCCUUCAGCCUCCGUGCCGCGAGUUCAUCGAUGAGAUCCUCGACAAGACGGCUCAAGAAGCGAUACCAGCCCCCGGCCAUGGUGGAGGACCCAAGGGAUGGGACCCCUGCCGAGUCUCCCAAUCGGGCCAAGACACCGCCGGCAAUCGCCUCUAAGGCUAAUUACCCUCCCCUAGCUGAGCCUAACGGCGCCCCACUGCAUCAUCAUGAUUUCAGUGCCCCUUCUCCUGUGGAGGAGUCGCCAGCGUUGACGACUGCACCUGCGCCUGGCGCAGCCGACGACUUCUCCGAGUUCGUCGAGUCCAUCUCCUUUUCCAAGCGUGGGAGCAUCAUGCUCGGUGGGAAACGCCCGUCGAAAGAGGCUACCGCAAUGGGCGAGCACGAGCAAGAGCGUCGCGAACCGCGCGCAUUCCCCCUGGCGCCAUCUCCUAUGCCGCGAUCUCAGGCCCAUGGUGUCGCACCCUCGAUUGCGCCCUCCAUCAUCGUCGAAUCCGAGGAGCCACGGUCUUCUCACAGCUCCAGGAGGACGCCUCCACGACCCUCCACGACCACACACAAUGCGACUUCAUCGCCGACAAGCCCCAAUUCGCCGCAACACCCUCCCAGCAUCCGGCUUAUAUCAGUAGAUGUGGAAAGGGAAUCUCAAAAGGUGAGAUCGCUCUAUGAACCCGGGGAAGGACUCAAAUGGGAAGACGGGGCCAGGCUCUCAUCCUUCGGUGAGCGUCUCGAGCCCACAAUCGAGGUCCCGUCAGACGUGGAUGAGCAUGCGUCAAUCAAAAGCCAGAGCCAAGACCCAGGUCAACCUCAUCAAAGUCCCGAGGAUCGUCCUGGAACCCCUACACCAGCAGCAUCUGGGAUUCCAGAGUCAUCGGCGCCUACUGCGUCGCCACAAGGUGAACAACUACAACGCAAGUAUGAACUUGCCGGCGGGAUCGAGGACUGGGAGGAUGUGGAAGUAGAGGACGUCGAUCGUUACGGAUUCAUUGCACCCAGGAGGCCCAUGACACCCUCGAGUGCGCCUCCGCCCGGCCUUGGUAGUCCCGGCCAAGACUCGCCGCGCAAGCAUCGGAAUCUGUCAAUGCGCAAAGACGAGGGACAUUAUUCCAAGCAUCUGGGGCUGAGGCGUGGGCCUAGUAAGAAAAUGUCUACGCGCUCGUUACAUACAACAACUUCAAAGAUGUCUACGGCCUCGCGGCGCUCGACUCGUUCUGCGUUCCGACAAGCCGCAAAUCUCCUCCCCCAUAACAGGGACAGGAGGUGGAUGGACGAGGCCGGGGAGAUGCUUGCAGAACAACACGGCUUUGUCAGUAUUGGCGAAGACACCACAGCUGGGCAACUAGCCGACGAGUACAAGCAGAAGGAGUGGCAACGUACCGAGAAAUGGCGCAGGAUGGCGAAAGUCAUCAAGCAUGGCAAGGACGGAGAGGGUAUGGUCUUUGAGUUUGAUCCGAAGCACCCAAAGCUCGUCGAGCGGACAUGGAAGGGCAUCCCUGACAGGUGGCGCGCUGCAGCUUGGUACUCCUUCCUCGCCUCGAGCGCACGCAGUAGCAAGAAAUCUACCGCCUCUGAAGCCGAGCUAUUCGCGGCAUUCCACCGAUUGCAAGAGCAGCCAUCGUCAGAUGAUGUGCAAAUUGAUCUUGACGUACCCAGGACAAUCAGCCAACACAUCAUGUUUCGGAGAAGAUACCGAGGCGGACAGCGGCUCUUGUUCAGAGUGCUGCAUGCCUUGUCCCUGUACUUCCCCCAGACUGGCUAUGUGCAAGGGAUGGCCUCCUUAGCGGCUACACUCCUUAGCUACUACGAUGAGGAAAGGUGCUUCGUCAUGCUUGUUCGGCUUUGGGAGUUGAGGGGCCUGAAUCGCCUGUAUUCGCCCAACUUUACAGAGCUAAUGGAUGCCUUGCGCGAUUUUGAGAAGUACUGGCUGGCGGAAAAGGACGUUGCAAAGAGUCUUAAAGAGCUUUGCAUCGACCCCACAGCCUACGGUACAAGGUGGUACUUGACAGUCUUCCACCUAUCGAUACCAUUUUCUUCCCAACUUCGGGUGUGGGACAUCUUCAUGUUAUUGGGUGACUCGCCCCCUGAUCCACCGAGUCAGGAGGUCACCGGUGGCAAGUCGACUGCGCAGCCAUACUCGUCCAAAGGCCUCGAGAUCCUCCACGCAACGAGCACAGCAAUUGUCCUUGCUCUCAGCGAACACAUUGUUGAUUCCGAAUUUGAGAAUGCAAUGAAGGCGCUCACUUCGUUCGUCCCGGUCAAGGAUGACGACUUGCUCAUGAAGGUGGUUCGCGCCGAGUACAAGCAACAUCACAGUAAGAUGAAGAAAGCCUAG